Messenger RNA from Exophiala oligosperma, 1281 nucleotides. RefSeq lists its product as uncharacterized. The record is from RefSeq and is a predicted model, not a curated record. The transcript is spliced from 2 exons. The coding region runs from base 134 to 838 and encodes 234 amino acids. Lineage: Eukaryota; Fungi; Ascomycota; Eurotiomycetes; Chaetothyriales; Herpotrichiellaceae.
AACCAUCGACCAGACUUGAGAACUUCUCAUACAAUAUCGAAAAUCAGCAUUUUUUGUUGUCCCUGGGCUCUCUCUCAUGAAUCCCAAUUGACUCUCAGCUCUCAACCGAUCCCAUCACCUUUAGACAGCAAAGAUGUCGUUCAGGCCAGCAUUGAUUGUUGUUGAUAUGCAGAAUGACUUCUGUCCGCCUGAUGGCUCACUGGCUGUGACUGGAGGUCGAGACAUCGUUCCAUUGGUCAACCGCCUGCUCGGCUCCCCGAGAUUCGUGGUCAAGGUUGCAACUCAAGAUUGGCACCCUCGUGAUCACAUUUCGUUUGCAACUAACCACCCUCCCCCAAACAAUAAACCCUUUGAAUCUUUCGUCGACAUGCAAAAUCUUGUCGCCAACAAGCCAGAGCAAACCAUGAAGCAACGACUGUGGCCCGUUCAUUGUGUCCAACAAACGAAAGGCGCAGAGAUCCUUAAGGAAAUCGAUCUUUCCAAGGUAAACGCCACUGUUCACAAAGGGAUGGACUCGAGGGUUGAAAUGUACUCUGCGUUUUCUGACUCCUUUGGGAACAUGACCGCCGGUGCUGGAGGGGUGGAUAUUGACCUCGCCGCCCUCUUAACGGAACGACAAGUCACCCACGUCUACGUCGCCGGCCUAGCUGGAGACUACUGUGUCAAAGAUACUGCGCUAGGUGCUGCCAAAGCUGGCUUCACCACUUAUCUUAUCGAGGAGGCCCAGAGAUGUGUUGACCCUUCUUCCUGGUCUGAUAUCAAGGCAGAGCUAGCGCGAGGCUCUGUUUCUCUGAUCAGUAUCGAUAGCGACGAGUCACGCCGAGUCCUUGAAACAUGAAUUUCUUUUCCUCCUGCGGUGUGUUGGACGCCGAAAUGCUGCAAGGGAGCUGUGAUUUUCUUCGCAGAGAGCACCACAAGCGUUGCGUCCUUCGCGGCCUGUCGAUCCAUACCAAUGACCCAGCAAAUUUCAGGACCAGCCUUUACUAAAAGGAUAUCGUGAAGGAAGCUGAGAUGAAGUGCUGUAUUGAUAACUCGCUUUUAGGCACUAGACUCGCCAUCUUUGCCUGAACUUACUCUCCAUGCAUAAAAGAGUUCCCGGGACAUUUCACAGACAGGCGUCUCCACCCGAAUUCCUCCUCUCUUACUGGAAGUGAGGCCAUACGGCAAAUGAGGGAGCAACACCAGCAAUAAAAGCAUGAUAUAGCCUUCAUAGGAACGAUGCUACUAAUGCAGUGGACCGUUCGGCCACCUGUGUGGUGACUAUCUACAGAUCUAUCUGAC